Molecule: messenger RNA, 1208 nt
Organism: Gadus macrocephalus (Pacific cod)
Lineage: Eukaryota; Metazoa; Chordata; Actinopteri; Gadiformes; Gadidae
Gene: phospho2
Product: phosphatase, orphan 2
Exons: 4
Coding region: 157-903 (248 amino acids)
Molecular function (GO): phosphatase activity
Source: RefSeq, a predicted model, not a curated record
AAGGCUUUGGUUUACCGCGGAAAAGGAAACGAAGAAGGUAGAGGAGAUCGCUUGUUCUGCUGCAAUAGUCCGACUUCUAAGCAUUUGAUUUCGUCUCACUCUUUGUCGUUCGUUUAGUUCCUCAUCUGCUCGUUAUUCAGUCUGCUAAAUAAGGAAAUGGAUGAGACCAUGAAGACCCUGAUGGUUUUCGACUUCGACCACACGGUGGUGGAUGACAACAGUGACACGUGGGUCAUCAGGUGUCUCCCAGACCGAACCCUCCCCAAUGCACUGAAGGACUCUUACCAGAAGGGCCAGUGGACCGACUACAUGGGCAGAGUCAUGGCCUACAUCGGUGACCAGGCGGUGAGCCCUGACGGCAUUCGCGUCGUCAUGGAGACCAUCCCGUUCACGCAGGGCAUGGCGGACCUGCUGGCCUUCAUCUCGGCGCACAAGAGCGCGGUGGACUGCGUGGUGAUCUCGGACUCCAACGCCGUGUUCAUCGACUGGAUCCUGGGCGCGGCCGGGCUGCGCUCGGCCGUGGACCGUGUGCUCACCAACCCCGCCCGCUUCGACGAUCGGGGUUACCUCACGGUGCGGCGGCACCACGCCCACGAUUGCGCCCGCUGCCCCGUCAACCUGUGCAAGCGGGCGGCGCUGCAAGCGUACCUGACGGAGUGCGAGGAGGGGGGCGUGGACUACCACAGGAUGAUCUACGUGGGCGACGGCGGCAACGACCUGUGCCCCUCGUCCUGCCUGCGGGGGGGUGACGUGGUGAUGCCCAGGAGGGGCUUCACCCUGGAGGGGCUGCUCUCCAAGCUGCAGAGCCGGGGUUCCUCCCUCAAGGCCCGCGUGGUUCCCUGGACCAGCGGCACGGAGGUCCUGGAUGAACUGAGGUCCCACAUGCUGCCGGCCACACCCUGACGGGCACACCCUGACGGCAGCGAGCGGAGCAGGGAGCGGAGCAGGAAGCAGAGCAGGGAGUGGAGGAGGGGGUCCUCCCUCAGGGUCAACGGGAUCAAAGAGAGCCAGGACUGUGUCUGUCACAUCACAGCUGUCCACUGGGACUUCGUUUUUUACUUUUAUGUUAUUGUUUUUAGAAAGUCCUAUUUAUAUUGGUGAUCAUAUUUUGUGACAUGGUUUUACAUAAGGACAUAAGGGUAUGUAAUGCGUGCAAUGACUCAGGUAAUUUUUGUUUUGUUUUCUUAAAAUAAAUGAGAAGAAUUAUU